Molecule: messenger RNA, 2150 nt
Organism: Betta splendens (Siamese fighting fish)
Lineage: Eukaryota; Metazoa; Chordata; Actinopteri; Anabantiformes; Osphronemidae
Product: phospholipase A2-like
Exons: 7
Coding region: 38-580 (180 amino acids)
Biological process (GO): phospholipid metabolic process; lipid catabolic process; arachidonate secretion
Molecular function (GO): calcium ion binding; phospholipid binding
Source: RefSeq, a predicted model, not a curated record
GUGUGAGGUGUGCGAAUGUAUAUGGUGUGAACAGCUGAUGGGGGAGGUCUCAAGGUCCCAAGGACUUUAUAAGGACGGCCUGAUGUGUGUGAAGACAAGUCGCUGUGGAGCUGAGCGUCACAUUCACACCAUGCACCCCCUCCGGGCUCUGUUUCUCCUGGCUGCAGGCCUCUGUGUCGCCCAGGCUUACAACGUCAAGGCGCUCACGCAGUUCAGGAAGAUGAUCCUGUGCGUGCUGCCCAACAGCUGGCCGGCGCUGGACUACGCCGACUACGGCUGCUACUGUGGGAAGGGAGGCUCCGGUGAACCAGUGGAUGAUCUGGACAGGUGCUGCCAAGUGCAUGACCAGUGCUACAACGAUGCCAUGCAGCAUCCUAAAUGCUGGCCCAUCCUCGACAACCCCUACACCGAGUUCUACGACUACAGCUGUGACAAAGACAACAAGAAGAUCACCUGUGGCAGCAAAAAUAACGAGUGUGAAAUGUUCAUCUGCGAGUGCGACCGGAAGGCCGCCGAGUGUUUCGCCGUGUCGCCCUGGAACCCUGAGCACGAACACCUGCCCAGCGACCGCUGCCGCUGAAGACGCCCGGAACACGCUCACGAAUCAAAUCAAAUCAACCGAUCCGUAUGCGUCUCUGAAGUGACGACUGGUUUAGUCAUUUCCUCGUUUCCCUUCACCACAUUUUCUCAGAUCUCGCAUGAUUUGUAUAGUAGUGAACUAGCCUUUGAAAAUGUUAAGUUAUUAUUAAAUUAUGAACAAAUUUUGUAUUUAACUCUCACACUCAUGACAGUACACUUAUUCAAAGGUGUAUGAUGGUCUGCCAUUAGAGGGCAUCGUGAUCUACCUUUUCUUCCAGCCUUGCACAAUGAAAAUGAAUGCAGCACUGCAUCUAAUCCCUCUUAUGAACUGUACCACUAAAGGUCCCAAAAACAUACUUAAUGCUUGCACAUUCUGACACAAUAAAAAUGCAAUUACUCACAAAUGUAUUACUUUAAUUGCGUCAUUUUCUGGAGCACCUCGUAACGAAGCUGAGGAUUUGAGUCGUCCACCUGCACGUUAUUGAGCUGAAAUCACUGCUUAACCCUCUGGCUUUGUUCCUUUUUACUACCUGUUCAUUAUGUUCCAGGGCCACAAUCAGUUUAAGCUGUGAUUCUUUACAUUUUUAAAUUUUCACUGCAUAAAUAUGUUAACUAGAAUCACUUCUUGUACUUGUAUAAAAUAUUAAUUUAUUUUUAUUAUUUAACCAUUAAAAUGUUGUUUGACAAGUGACACUGGGAAAAAACAAUGGUUCUGAGACCAAAGGUGGUUUUUGUGUCACACAGGGCAGUCAUCCACAUAUCCAACAAAAUAACACAAACAUUCAUUUUAUGCAGUAUUAUUCUUUUGCAGGGAAAACAAUGAAUUACAUUUUUUUUGUUCCUUUCACUGCAUAAUUAUGUUAACUAAAAUCAGCUCUUGUAUUGACUAUUAAAUAUUUUUUUAUUUUUUAUAAUUUAAAUACCUUCUUUCAUCUGAAUCAUCCUUCUUUAGAUCAGCCCAUUUCCUUUAGAGGUGUAAACAAUUCAUUAACUUACAACAGGUAAGUGAUGUUGAGUUACGUCUGUCAGCCAACAUUCAUUACAUUAAAAGUCUCCUGUGUGUUCAUACAGCUCAUUCCCAUUCAUCAAUCACGUGACAGAAGCUGAUCAACAUUUAUAUCAAUUCUUGACCAGAUCUCCCUGAAUGCUUGGUUUGACCCCAUGACCUCGCUGGUCGUAACACACAGCCUAUAAAAGCAGGAAGUAGUUGGGUGUCACCUCCUUUUGCCUCCUGGAUCAAUGGAGAUCAGCUGGGCUACGCUUCAUUAAAGGCGCUGCUGCAUGUAAAGCUACAGGGAGGGACGGCUAACGGGUUGACGGUCCAACCACAACCAUCACCGCAAUAAAUCACUGGUGCUCAUAAUAUUUACAGUUGAGUCCCGAGGCCUCAUCCUAGCGCUUCGCUCUCAACCUGAUCCUGGUGUAGGAGCGUCAAGGCGACCGGAUGAACCCCGUCCAGGCUCUGCUCCUCGUGGCAGCAUCCCUCUCUGUUGGUGCUGCCAAGUGCAUGACCGGUGCUACAGUGACUCCAUGCAGUUCUCCAGAUGCUGGCCCAUCAUUGAAAACCCAUA